Cydia strobilella is the source of this 4056-nucleotide messenger RNA. RefSeq names its product probable 2-oxoglutarate dehydrogenase E1 component DHKTD1 homolog, mitochondrial. Gene Ontology annotation, biological process: tricarboxylic acid cycle. Gene Ontology annotation, molecular function: oxoglutarate dehydrogenase (succinyl-transferring) activity; thiamine pyrophosphate binding. The record is from RefSeq and is a predicted model, not a curated record. NCBI's taxonomy places the organism in Eukaryota, Metazoa, Arthropoda, Insecta, Lepidoptera, Tortricidae. The transcript is spliced from 20 exons. Bases 106 to 2874 code for a protein of 922 amino acids.
GGGCACACUCAAGCGCAUGUUUUUUAAAUAGAACACCUUGAACUCUAAAUAUCCGUAAACAUCUUAAAUGUUUUAACUUAUAGCUUAAAAAAGUGCAAGUGAGACAUGAUGUACGGAUUCAGUAAAGUGGGAACGAGGCAGGUGAUGAGAUGGAGGGAGUGCCGGUUUUAUGACAGAGUGAAAUAUCAUUCUGGAACCGGCGUGUUCGGACAUCGACCGCGAACAGAAAGCCAGUGUGAAACACCGCAAGAAAUACUCGUGAAGAGGUACGAGAACUGCCGCGCGCAGCAACUAGUCGACGCAUAUCGCACCCACGGACACCUUAAAGCUACCAUUGAUAACGUAGAAUACAAGAGCGUUGACAGGAACGUGAAAGUGCUGGAGCCGUCCCGAUACGGUCUGUCGGUGCAGGACGCAGUUGACGCGGGCAUCGUGUACGGCGCCGACGGCACGCGCGCCGUGGCCGACCUUGUCGACCAGCUCGAGCGUAUAUACUGCGGACCGAUUUCUUAUGAAUUUACACAUUUAGAGACAGAAGCCGAGCGAGAAUGGUUUGCACAACGAGUGGAGAGCGGAGUAGACCACAUAGACAAGACACGUCGUCUAGAAAUAGCCAAAGAGCUGAUGCAGUCGCAGGCGUGGGAUAAGUUCUUGGCAGUGAAGUUUCCCUCUGUCAAGCGGUAUUGCGGGGAGGGCGCUGAAUCGCUUCUAACGUUCUUCUCGACGCUGUUUGAAUUGACUACCUCAGAGGGAGUUCAGCACGUGACAGUGAACAUGGCGCAUCGCGGAAAACUGAACACCCUGACAGGGCUACUGGGCUGCCCGCCAGUUAGAAUAUUCCACAAAUUCAGUGGGCAACCCGAGUUUCCCGAGGAGGCCGGCGCCGCCUGCGAUACGGUCAUGCAUUUCAGUUCUUCAUCAGAUAUAGUCCGAAAUGGUAAAACAGUUCGAUUUUCCCUGAUCAACUGCCCGUCUCAUUUGGAGGCCGCCAACCCAGUGUCUAUGGGCAAGGCGCGAUCCAAACAACUGCAGCUGAAAGAAGGGGAUUACUCGACCGACGGUUCCUCCAAGAUGGGAGACAAAGUAUUAAAUUUGCAAAUCCACGGUGACGCAGCCUUCACCGGGCAGGGUAUCAACCAAGAGAGCCUCAUGCUAUCUCGCGCGCCGCACUUCGACAUCGGCGGAUCCAUACACGUCAUCGUCAACAACCAAGUGGGAUUCACAUUACCUGCUCAUCGUGGACGGUCCUGCCGUUACGUCACAGACUUGGCGAAGACAAUAGCGGCUCCCGUCAUACACGUCAACGCCGACCAUCCAGAGUUAGUCCAAAAAGCAACAAACAUAGCGUUCAAAUACCAGCGGCGGUUCCACAAGGACGUAUUCUUGGACUACAACUGCUUCCGGCGCUGGGGUCACAACGAGGUCGACGACCCCACCUUCACCAACCCUCUGCUCUACAAGGUCAUACAUAACCGCAAAACAAUUCCUGAUCUCUAUGCAGAAAAACUAGUGUCGGAAGGUGUUAUGAAAGAACACGAAAUUCAAAACAUUUCGUCUGAAUACACGAAAUAUUUACAAUCACAAUUAGAAGCUGCAAAUUCUUAUAAACCUGAGGUUUCGUACUACCAAGAGCAGUGGGCCGGCAUGGGCGGUGCGCCGCGCGCCGUUGAAACCUGGGACACGGGUGCAGACCUGAAUUUACUGCAAACCGUCGGGCGCGCCUCUGUUCAUACUCCUAGCGACUUUAACAUCCACCCACAUUUAGCAAAAAUGCACGUGAACAGUCGCAUAUCAAAAUUAACAGAUGGGAAAGGGCUGGAUUGGGCUACAGCUGAAGCUUUGGCAUUUGGUUCGUUGCUGAUGGAGGAUGUGAACGUGCGGCUGAGCGGCGAGGACGUGGGUCGCGGCACCUUCUCCCACCGGCACGCCAUGCUGGUCGACCAGGCCACCGAACACAUCUACAUACCGCUCAAUCACAUACAUCCCGAGCAGAAAGCAUUUCUAGAGGUAGCAAACACCAUCCUGUCAGAAGAGGCGGUGCUCGCCUACGAAUACGGGAUGGCGUACGACUCGCCCGCGAACAUGUGCAUUUGGGAAGCACAGUUUGGAGACUUCUACAACGGCGCGCAAAUCAUCGUUGAUACUUUCAUCGCUUCUGGAGAAUCUAAAUGGAUGAGAAGCAACGGACUAGUAAUGUUACUGCCACACGGCUACGACGGUGCAUGCUCAGAACACUCUUCAUGCAGGGUGGAGCGAUUCCUGCAACUAUCGGAUAGUAAGGAGGCCUCCCCGGACUCCGAGGCUGUGUGCCUCCACAUCGCCAAUCCUACGACUCCAGCGCAAUACUUCCAUAUCUUAAGAAGACAGAUGGUGCGCAACUACAGGAAGCCGCUGGUGGUGGUGGCGCCAAAAAUACUGCUGCGGUUGGCCGACGCGGUAUCGCCGCUGCAGGACUUCGCGCCUGGCACACAUUUCAACCCCGUUAUUGGUGAUCCACUAGCCGACCCCCUGAAAGUGAAACGGGUGAUCCUGGUGAGCGGCAAACAUUACUACGAGCUGCAUAAAGAGCGCGUGCGUGCCAGGAUCGAAGAUGUAGCCAUCGUGAGGAUGGAAUCACUCAGCCCCUUCCCGCUGCAGGCGCUGCAGGCCGAGCUCGACAAAUAUGCCAAUGCUAGAAAAUUCAUAUGGAGUCAAGAAGAACAUAGAAAUAUGGGAGCGUGGACUUUCGUCAAACCUCGAUUUGAAAAUUUAUUAGGCAGAAAGUUGGUAUACGCGGGCCGAGCGGAGGCGCCGACACCUGCCGUGGGAGCGGGCGUGCUGCACCGCAGGGAAGUUGAACAUAUCCUCCGAGAACCGCUAUACAACAUCAAAUGAUGCUGUCCGAUUACAAAUCAAGAGUUCAAGGGAAAAACGAUAAGACUCCGUUCUUAUAUCCACUCACAUUGUUAUUUAUAAAAUGGAUAUAUGCAAACAUAUCCUUUCUUAUUAGGUACCUAAUUGUUUUGCAAUUACAUGUAACGGAUAGGGUAUUACAAAGAUGCAUUUAAUUUUUUAUACACACUGUAUAAGAUUUUACUUAAAGAUUUUUAAGGUGCUUAGGGAUAAUUUCGAACGAUAUAGCCUAUAGACCUAUUUCUAUAAAUAAGGUACAUAAUAACACUAUCCCAGUGGGAUCCCUGUUUGAAUGUUAUUAUGUUUUAAAUUUGUUGCACUACCGUAGCGUAUUACGUAGGCGAACAACGCGCGAACGCAAAGCGAAGCGGCGCGACGCGGCUAAAUCAAUCCUUUGAUACCCAUAGAAGUGUCCUACGUAAGCGAUCUCGUUGGGAACGCGACGCGGGGCGAAGCGGCGCGAUUUGCACGCGAACGUCGGGCGAAGCGGCGCGACGCGGCGCGAAGCGGGCGCGAUCAAUCAAUUUGAUUUUUAGACGCGAAUACGACGCGGCUAGAGACGUGGCGCAUGUAAAAUACCGGAUUUGAUUAGUCGACUCACAAAUGAUUUUUUAUCGGUUUUACUGUAAUUUAUAGGGAAAAGAAAUAAAAAAAUAAUCAAAUGCACGGAAAUUGGCAUAAAGGACUUAAGCGCCAAUGAUGUAUAUGGCACUUACGACUAUAAUAUUGUGAGUUCGCUGUGAAUUUCUUAAAAUUCAUGACAAUAACACACAAUACAAAAAUCUUUAUGAAAUAAGAAUAAGGUUGAUAUCUUUUUAGCAUUCCGUGCACGUGUAUUAUAGACGCGCCCACUUCAGACAAGACCAUCGCAUUGCGCCACGCCGCGCCGCGCCGCUUCGCGUGAAGAACGCUCACCUAGGACACUUUUAUACGGUUUGAGGACACUUCCAUACAUAUCAACGGUUUGUUUUUUCCUCGCCGCGUCGCGCCGCUUCGCGUUCGCGGUUAAUUCGCUUGGCCGCCGCGCCGCCGCGUGGGCCGCCGCGUCGCGCCGCGCCGCUUCGCUUCGCGUUCGCGAGUUGUUCGCCUACGUAAGACGCAGCCUUACAAUCGGUUGCUAGUGGACUGAGUUAAACUAGUCUAGACCAGAUUUUUUUUUAAAUA